UGGUGUGAAAUUCACAGCAGCAGAUAGCAAAGAAGCUCUGGACAUCGCGCAGCACUCAGAAGAGAAGGGAAUCCCUUUUUAUUUACAUUCUCUCAAAGCACGUCGACUGCCUUCUCGGACUUACAUACGCAACAUUUGCAGCGUGAAGAAGGACACUGUUGUGGUAUAUCAUCCGUGGUGCACAAAAUAGGUUGACUUCAUAUUUGGACUUCAGUCUUGUAAACAUGCUUAACAACAUGGAUUUGAACUCUCAAGACUCAUACUACCUCCAUUUCGAAAACUCCUCUCUUGGAAGGGAAGCUAAUGGAGAAAAGGAUAAUCAGGAUAUGUUUGGAGAUGCUGACAGCGCAGCACCUGCUCCUUUCGCAACUGGAGGGACACUUGUUACCCCCAAAACGGAACCUACAAAUUCAGAUUUUCUUUAUAACCCUUGUGACGGCGCAAAAGGUGGCUACGCUUCCUCCCUUGCCUACUCUGGCAGCUUCUAUGUUGAGACAUCUCAGGGCGCAUCGUGCAGCACGGAGACUCUCCUCAACAUGAUCACCGAGAUUGUCGGUAUUUCAACUACGCCUUUAACUGAGGUGCAGCUGCAAAGCGGGACUGGGACGUCGUACACCACCAGCCCACCUUCGAUGGAGAACACAAGCGGCGGUUUUAGCGACGCAGGGGUCCAGAGGCAAGCGCCCGCUUGCACCACUACCCCGCCCCUUUUCUCCCCGGGGAAUAUGUGUCAAACGUUCUCCGACGCGCAGACCAGCACACAAGCUCCUGAGGCAACCUCCACUCAGUUAAACUUUUCCCUUCCCACACCAGUUGUGAGUCAAAAGCCAUCCGAACCUCAGUCUGAAACAGCUUCGUUCCCAGUGGUUGUGAAGAACGAAUUCGAAAGCAGUUGCUAUGAGUGGGGCGCCUUUAAUAAAACUGACACCUACUUGGACGCGGGGUUUCAGUCGGAGACAUUUCCGAUGUCUAGUGAUUUCCCACCUGAUCAAGUCGAUGUGAAGGAACUUCUGGACACGUUCUCCCCUAUUUGCCCAAACCCAGACAUGGAGUUCAAAGUAGAGAGUGUAAUUAAGCAGGAGCAGUGUUUCACGGAUACAUGCUCACAAAGUUUCAGCACCCCACUUUUUAGUUACCCCUCCCCAGCUAUUGAUCUCUCAACCAAUAAUCUUCUGAAACCGACUAUAUUUCCAAAUAUUGAGCUGCAGCCCCUGUCGAGUCAGUGCGACACUUCAUACACAUCUUCCACUAUUGACUCUAUUUUGUAUUCCUCGUUGCUGCCUGAGUCUUUUAAUCAGACCUACACCCGCCCGCAAAAGGCCCCCCGUAUGAAGAAAACUCCUGGUUCCUCCACUGGCCCAGCCAAAGAAAAGCCUUUCACUUGCCCUAUGGAAAACUGUGAUCGACGCUUCUCCAGGUCUGAUGAGCUCAACAGGCACAUUCGCAUCCACACUGGACACAAACCCUUUCAGUGCCGCAUCUGUUUACGCAGCUUUAGUCGAAGCGAUCACCUGACAACCCACACCCGGACUCACACGGGAGAGAAGCCAUUCUCCUGCGACGUAUGCGGCAAACGAUUUGCCAGGAGCGACGAGAGGAAACGCCAUGGACGUGUUCAUCUUAAACAGAAAGAGAAGAUGGAACUGAAGCCUCAAGUGAUUAGCGCAUGGCCAUUUACUCUACCCGAAGGCAUUUGAGGUGCUCAUUAAAAUGCGCUUUAAAUUGGCUUUAUGUCAAAUCUUUCCGUCUUGGAAGAUUCAGCCCGUGUAAACAGCUGGUCACUGAUCGAUGUCUGUGCGGUGUGGCAUGGUUCCAAGAGACCCGGCUUUAGUGUCUAAGGCCUGAAAGAAGUCAGAAAAGACAGAAUGAAACAGUAUGCUUUAAAUGCGACUGACUUUAGGGGAAGUGCCUGUUCGACCCCUACUUACAAAGUGCUGCUGAACCCCUAUGCAACAAAUGCAUAAAUUGAUUGUAAAAGACUUCCAAGUGUCCAUGCAGACAACCCGGUAUUCCAAACGAUUUCACCAGUUUGCAAGGGAACGCAGCAGCAGAACAGAACAUUGAGUGGUCUAGUACUUUCAGUGCUGGACAGCUCCAAACACUACACAAAAGCCUAAAGCGGUACUACACCGAAGAGCUGGAAUGUAUUGCACUUACAGUAACUACACUGAGAUGUCCACUUUCAAAUUGAGAGUCUUUUAUGCUUCUGAGGCUUUUAUAUACCAUCGCUGCCAGCAGUUAUGCUUCUUUGAAAUGCAUGUUUAUAUGUUCAGUAUUAUUGAUUAAGAAACGAUCACAACGUGGUCCCUACAGGAGGCGGAGGAAAUGAUACUGACCUCCUUUUAUAACAUGAAUGUAAGAUAUGUUGGCGUGACUACAAAGCUAUUCAUUUGUGCCAAGGUUUCCAGAUUUAUUUUGUUUGUUUUCUGUUCAAAUGCUUUUUAAUAGUUAUUGUGUUGUUCUUAAUAAUGGCAAAAUAAUUAAUUGUGUAGGACGUACGUGGAUAAUACGUGGAUAAAAUAAAUAUAUUUGUAUGACUAUAUUUAAUUUGUAUUUUUAUAAAUGUGUAUCUAUAUUUCCACAACAACUGUUCUUGUUGAUUUUUUAAAGAUAUACUGAAUUUCUAAACUUACUCACGAUGUUCUCGUGUGAAAGGUUUUUUGCGAGGCCUCAGGAAAGUGGUUAAUCUAUUUAACUACAAUUCCAGAAAAUAGCUGAUGUCCCUGCUGUAUAAUACCAGACCUGUGACUGGUUUCAAACAUUUUCUGUCAAAAAAGGAGUUGGAAAGUAUCCGGUAUGAACAGAGACUAACAUGACAUCAUUUAAGAAUUGAACAUGUUGAAUCACAAUAUAUGUAUAUAUUUUGAAUUACAAUAAGUUGUAGUUUGUGACAACUGGCUGUCCAAGCCAGAACAUUUGCAGUUGAGUAACCAGGUAGCACACAUUGCUGCGAUUUCCUGUACCUCUUUUAUAGAUGACACAUGACCUAUUUGAAAAGGCAUCCUGACUAAACUGAAAUGUGCUUCAACAUAAUGGAAUGUCUUUAAUUGAGAUUGUCAAGAACAAUCAGGGUAAAACAAAGAUAAUGUGAACAUGCCUUAAGUUAUAUUAACUGCUCGGACAUUUUGUAUAUAUUCACACUGUUUAUACAGAAUACUUUGAAUGAGCAUUUGAUGUUGUUAUUUUUAUGACAAAUGUUUAUGAAUAAAACCUUUUGUUUUCUUGAA
This is a messenger RNA of Clupea harengus (Atlantic herring), 3227 nucleotides long. RefSeq lists its product as uncharacterized. NCBI's taxonomy places the organism in Eukaryota, Metazoa, Chordata, Actinopteri, Clupeiformes, Clupeidae. Gene Ontology annotation, biological process: regulation of transcription by RNA polymerase II. Gene Ontology annotation, molecular function: DNA-binding transcription factor activity, RNA polymerase II-specific; RNA polymerase II cis-regulatory region sequence-specific DNA binding. The record is from RefSeq and is a predicted model, not a curated record.